AUGUCGCUAAGCUCCCGCACCUUUCGGGCUCCUGAUUCAUAUGUUAGAAGGUCUAAUUCUCUACAAUCCGGCUCCUAUAACCCUAAUGUCUAUCGUUCCAACAGUAUUACGUCCAGCAGUUUUAAACCGGGCAACUCCCGCACUAAUUCCCUGACAUCCAAUUCCAGUAGAUACACCACUGGCUUUACCACCACUACAACCACGACGACAAAAAAAUUGCCCUCCAACCGUCACAGCUCGCCGACCACGAUUGUAAAGACCACCAAGGAGCAGGACGCAGAUGGUAGAACUCGAUCGAUUACGAAAACCACUAUUGAGCAGAAGGACGGUUUUGAAAUUGUCAAAACAACAGUCGUGAAGCCUAGUAUUGUGGAGAAUUACAACGAUCUUGGAAGCAUUGCAGAAGGAUUUGACGAGGAGUUCUAUCACGAAGAGGAGCCGCUGCCAAACAACACCCAGGAACUAGAAAACAUCCAAGAGGAACCGGCAGAACCCGAGAAAAUUGAGCUGAUACAGCACGGACAAUCUGAACCUGAAACGCACGAGUCUGCAGAAUCGGCCAGGACCCACACAUACCGCCAGCUCACCCAAUCCAAGAUCAAGCCACGUACCAGUUAUUCGCCUGCACGCAUAAUCUUAAAGAAUCCUGCCCCUGAUGACGACUCAGAUGGACAAUCCAUCUACUCUGAUGCCAACGAGGCCAAUCCUAAUACUGUCAAAAAUAACUUUAGCGAGAAAGUCACAGAGGAGAUUCGAUCCUAUACCUCGAGCACUGCCGGAAACUCACCUGUGAUUCCUCAGAGGUCUGCCUUCAGGGCUCCUUCCGCAUUUGGACCUCGUUCCAACAGCAUCACCUCAAAUACCUCGUCUAUGCGCAAGCAGGUGAAGAUUCUGGCCGUUGAUCCAUCUGAGUCCCGCUACAGUUCUUCUCCUCCUGCUCCUGCGGCACCCGUCCACAGACCUACUCCAGAAGAGCUGUAUCAGCAGGCUUACCAAGUUGCCAUGCAGAAAGUGUACGGAGACCGUCCAAGCAGGCCGUCUGAGUCGGGAAGUGUGACAGAGAUGGAUGCAGAUACACAAAAGAACACAUUGCUGAACUCGUCGUCGAGCCAAAACGGCCGCACGAUGUCUCUGACCCAGAAACCCGUGAGUCCAGGUCCCGAAAUUCCAGCAUACCAGUCCAAUGCUGCAGGAGUUGGAUUUAGAACUCACACAUUACGUGGAGAGCUAGAUACAAAGGAGGAAAAGAAGUUGAAAGCAGCGCAGCACAAAGAGGAGAAGAAAAAGCUGAAAGAAAUACGCAAGGAGCAGAAGGGCGAGCUGUCGGAGCUGAGCAAGCAACGCAAGUCUGCAAGAAAGAACGUUGAUGAGCUGAGCGAGAAGAAACGGAUUUUCAGUUUCAAGAAAAAAGUUCCCUCGACCACGGCCGAAAACGCUACAGACAACUCAAUCACGGUGACGCUUCCCGUGGAAGGAGAGCACACGGACAAUGGAAAGCCCCAAAAAAGCGAAAAAUCAGGCGUGGGGCGCAAGUUUAAAAAGUUCUUUAAUUUGUAG
Ogataea polymorpha is the source of this 1557-nucleotide messenger RNA. RefSeq lists its product as uncharacterized. Lineage: Eukaryota; Fungi; Ascomycota; Pichiomycetes; Pichiales; Pichiaceae. The coding region runs from base 1 to 1557 and encodes 518 amino acids. The record is from RefSeq and is a predicted model, not a curated record. The transcript has a single exon.